Messenger RNA from Staurois parvus, 537 nucleotides. The record is from the annotation of a GenBank genome assembly. NCBI's taxonomy places the organism in Eukaryota, Metazoa, Chordata, Amphibia, Anura, Ranidae.
UCCAAUCCCUCCCAAUCAUGUGAUUCAGGUGUUCCAAUCCCCUCCAUAUCAUGUGAUUCAGGUGUCCCAAUCCCCUCCCAAUCAUGUGAUUCAGGUGUUCCAAUCCCCUCCCAAUCAUGUGAUUCAGGUGUUCCAAUCCCCUCCAUAUCAUGUGAUUCAGGUGUUCCAAUCCCCUCCAUAUCAUGUGAUUCAGGUGUUCCAAUCCCCUCCAUAUCAUGUGAUUCAGGUGUUCCAAUCCCCUCCAUAUCAUGUGAUUCAGGUGUUCCAAUCCCCUCCAUAUCAUGUGAUUCAGGUGUUCCAAUCCCCUCCAUAUCAUGUGAUUCAGGUGUUCCAAUCCCCUCCCAAUCAUGUGAUUCAGGUGUUCCAAUCCCCUCCACAUCAUGUGAUUCAUGUGUUCCAAUCUCCUCCAUAUCAUGUGAUUCAGGUGUUCCAAUCCCCUCCAUAUCAUGUGAUUCAGGUGUUCCAAUCUCCUCCAUAUCAUGUGAUUCAGGUGUUCCAAUCCCCUCCAUAUCAUGUGAUUCAGGUGUUCCAAUCCCC